This is a messenger RNA of Cynoglossus semilaevis (tongue sole), 467 nucleotides long. RefSeq names its product ceramide synthase 2-like. The coding region runs from base 181 to 453 and encodes 90 amino acids. Gene Ontology annotation, cellular component: membrane. Gene Ontology annotation, biological process: ceramide biosynthetic process. The transcript is spliced from 2 exons. The record is from RefSeq and is a predicted model, not a curated record. Gene Ontology annotation, molecular function: sphingosine N-acyltransferase activity. Lineage: Eukaryota; Metazoa; Chordata; Actinopteri; Pleuronectiformes; Cynoglossidae.
GUGGUUGGGAAUCACUGGCAUAAAGCAUCAGAAUGUGGACCUACAGACUGUGAGAUAGAGAAAACACACACAUACUAACACUCCUACUCAUACAAUUUUUGACUGGCGGUACCCCUCCAGCAGAUGACGCUGUAGGCGAUGGCCUAUAUCAAGAGCGGGCCCUGAUGAUGAGGGUCCACCAUGUUGGCUGACUGCUGUGGUUCUAUGUUCCAGGACUUUAAGGAACAGAUCAUCCACCACCUGGCCACGUUAGUCCUCUUGUCCUUCUCCUGGUGUGUUAACUACAUCCGAGUGGGAACGCUGGUGAUGCUCGUCCACGACGCCUCGGAUGUUUUACUGGAGUCUGCAAAAUUAUUCAACUACGCCAAGAGGGAGGACAUCAGCCACUCCAUCUUUGUGGUUUUUGCCACAGUGUUCAUGGUGACACGGCUGGUCAUCUUUCCAUUCUGGUAGGCUGCUGAAAACAU